AGAACACUAGCCGCUCCACGGGGAGCGGCUUCUAUGUAAUGCGACAAUCUAUUGCAACGUAUGUAUUGCCCUGCAAAGUUUCAUUGAAAGCAGUCCGGCAAUGGCGUAUUCGCCGUCUGACAGUUCGGGGCGUCGGAACAGCUCCAUCAGUCCAGUCAUCAGCAACUACGUGCUGACGCCCGAGGAGACACGACGCCCCUCUCGGCUGCCUAACAGCGCUUCGUCGCCGAAAAAGCUGAGGAAACGGUCGAGUCCACUAAUCCACCAUUACCGCCUCGCUACCACCGACAGCCCAAUCCGUCUCCGUCGCUGUGCGUCCGUUAAGAAGCACGGGAGCCGCUUUCCACGAUCAGUGUCAUUCCACGCACCCGUGCGGCUCAGAACUGUGAGCGAGAGCGACGUCAAGAUAUCCUCAGUAACACCCCCGCCACCGGUUGACCGCUCCGCCGAGUACCGCGUAUUCUUGGUGUCUAUGACAGCCGUGACACUCGCUUUCACCGUUUUGCAGCCGCUCGUGCUCUUCCACUUCUUGGUGCAGUGCCAGGAACCGCGCUGUUACAAGCCAGCUAUAGCUAUCCGCGAAUCAAUAGAGCCGUCAAUUGCGCCCUGCCACGACUUCUACAAGUACGCCUGCAGCGGAGCUGAUUCGAAUCACUACGCCAAGGCUCGCGACUCAGUAAGCAUCUCUGUGCUUCAUUCGAUAUCAGCGUUACCCACCACGUCCGGUCAAAGCAGCGUCGAGAAGGCUGCCAUACUACUUAGGAACUGCAUGAAACUGGUACAUGAGAGGCCCGAGGAUAUCGACAAGAUCAAGACUGUGCUUAGCGCGGGCGGCUUCACGUUUCCGCAGAUGCCUACGACGUCGGUUUACUUCAUCGUUCGCGGCAUCGUGGACAUCAACCUCAACAUCGGCAUCGGGCCCUUGUUCAGGCUCACCGCUGGUCACAAUCUUCGCCUUGGCCGAGGCUAUAUGCUGUACUUUGCGCCAAGUUACCACAUAGUCCCUUUCGUCAAGUUUCUCCAGCAGCUUCAGUUGGCCAACACUCUCGACGUGUACGUCAGACGCUGCGCCGAAGUAAUAGGUGAACGUGGCAUGUCCUACUCGCGCGUCAUCCGGGCUAUACAGACUGUAAACAGACAGUUUUCUCACCUGCCAGAAAACGAUGCGUUAAACGCGCAAGUUAAAAUGAGCAGCCAGUAUCCACUUACAGAGUUUUGGUUUUCGCUUUCCAAAAUCCUUGGCAAAAAGUUUCAGUCGCUGCAAAACGUGCGUACGACGUGCUUAGUCGUUGACGGCGAGUACGCAGAGUUCCUGUCGCAAAAUGUGUUCGCGUCGCUAGAUCCUAUCAAGAUUUCAGCCUAUGUGGGCCUUUACAUCGUGUGGUUCCUGAGCCGCUUGGCGUCCUACAGUCUCGCGUACAGCACCACCGUCGCCAACUACACGGACAGCUUGAAGGACCUGUGGCCACGUUGCUUCAGUGACGUCCGCCAGUUGAUGCCGUUUGCUGCCGAAAGGUUGUACCUGAAGGAUCACUUGGAGCGCAGCGACAUUGAGCAUGUCCAAGACAUGGUGCAGCGUAUUUCCCAUUCGGCUAGAAACUUCGUCACUUCACUGCAUAAUGCUAGCCAGGGCAGCGAGACUAGGAUGGUGACCAAGAUAGAGGCCUUGCGAGUGAUACCGUAUACCUUUACUACGACGAAUGACAUCGUCGAACUGGACCGGUUGUACGCGCACGUGCCGGAUCAGAAGGAUGCCAACUAUCUGGAUAACUAUCUGCACUUGACCCGAAUAAUCGCCCAGCACAUGGUGAGCUUGCUGGUGGACACCGAGGCCAACACGACGAGGUUCUUCGUGCCGCCGUUCAGGGUGGAAUUGCCAAAUAUGAUCAGCGUGUAUAACACAGUUCAGCUGGGCCCGGACACCGUCGUGCCCCCAAUCGACAAGUCUUUCUCGCUCAACUACGCCGUCAUCGGACACAGCGUCGUAGAGCAGGUGAGCCAACUGUUCCUGCGCGGUCCAGAGAUCUUCAACGAGACAGGGUACUAUGACAGGGUCUGGUCUUCAGGUUACAUCAAUGCGCUGAGGAGGAGGUACCAGUGUCUUCGGCGACUGCACGUAGAGCAAAGGUGGUACAGCGGCAGUAUACCGAGGCGCGUCUUGGAGGCCGCUGUCACGGCUGAGAUUCUGUUCGAUGCUUACAAGGGUUUCCGCCAGAUGCCGCAAAAUGCGGCACACUUCCGCCACGAGGCGGAUCAGUUCGGCCUGACACCCGAGCAGCUCUUCUUCGUGGGCCUCUGCAUAAAUUGGUAUCAGCGGAGCGUCGAGCAGCGCGGCCUGGCCGACCGCGUGUGCCGCUUCGCGCUGCCCACUCUGCGCGCCUUCGGCGACGCCUUCGGCUGCGCGAAGGCGCCGUCAUCCUCCAGCUGGGACGAAUGCGGCCACUAGAUUCGACGGGUGAUGCAUUGUUCCGCGUCGCGGGCGUUGCCUGUGGCGUGAACAGAACAGGUCCCUGCACCAUACAGGGUCGCGGGAUUCCGACCAGGCCAAUCACUUACGAUGGUUUGGCUUCUGUGGAAAAUGACCUUCCGCGGAAGCAGACAUACAGAAAGAAAAGAAGAAAGGAAGAACUACAAUUGCAAGAAAGCAUUCAUAAUAUGUUCACUAGCGCAAAUUGUUUCUUUGUUCAUGAAUUGUCCUUGUUUCGCAAAAAAGGAAAUUUUGUUGAGAAAAUGUUGAAAUGUCAUUGGUCGAUGUUGCAUAAUGUAUUGACAACACAUUGUGCAUUUUUUGAAAUGCCAUUCAGGUAAGUAUUGAAACCUCUUGAAUCUUGGCCACUCAAAUUCUAUUGAAAAUCCAUUGUGCGAUAGUUCCGUUGAAUAUUUCUUGAGCCGCCAUUGACGUGGUAUUAAAAGCACGUACUUUUUU
This is a messenger RNA of Dermacentor albipictus, 2926 nucleotides long. Its product is annotated as neprilysin-1-like. Lineage: Eukaryota; Metazoa; Arthropoda; Arachnida; Ixodida; Ixodidae. Gene Ontology annotation, cellular component: plasma membrane. The record is from RefSeq and is a predicted model, not a curated record. Gene Ontology annotation, biological process: protein processing. Gene Ontology annotation, molecular function: metalloendopeptidase activity.